Fusarium poae is the source of this 483-nucleotide messenger RNA. RefSeq lists its product as uncharacterized. The record is from RefSeq and is a predicted model, not a curated record. The coding region runs from base 1 to 483 and encodes 160 amino acids. The transcript has 5 exons. Lineage: Eukaryota; Fungi; Ascomycota; Sordariomycetes; Hypocreales; Nectriaceae.
AUGGACCCUUCAAAGACCAGACAAGCCCAAGCCCACGCCCGGCAGCGCCAUAUGGCGCUAGCGCCGUCCUCGGCCCCGGGCCAGCUGCGUAUGCCCACGAGCCGCACCCGAGGAAAGCACAAAUCGACUGCUGCCCUGGUGCCUCAGGGUGUUCAACCUAGCUCGCAGAGGCCCUACCAGCAGUCUUUCAACGGAGUUCCUCAAAAAAGAAAGAUUCCAGCUCACCACCAUUAUGAUCGGCAGCCACAGUUUGUUGGUACUCCCGAAGACGUCGAAGAUGAUGAUUUGCUUUAUCCUGAUGAAGAAGGUAGCUUCGGUCAAUAUUCCUAUGAUGAGGAGCCAAUGCCGCAAACCAUUGGCGCCAUUAUGGAAAUCCUAUCUGAUGUCCAGUCUCAGUUAACAUCCCUAUCUCAUGGGUUCGAGGAACAAAAGAAAAGACAAGUAAAGGCUGACGCCGUGUUGAAACAUCUAUCUCGCCAGUGA